Neurospora tetraspora is the source of this 1068-nucleotide messenger RNA. RefSeq names its product translational machinery component. Lineage: Eukaryota; Fungi; Ascomycota; Sordariomycetes; Sordariales; Sordariaceae. Gene Ontology annotation, biological process: mitochondrial translation. Gene Ontology annotation, cellular component: ribosome; mitochondrial small ribosomal subunit. Gene Ontology annotation, molecular function: structural constituent of ribosome. Bases 1 to 1068 code for a protein of 355 amino acids. The transcript is spliced from 3 exons. The record is from RefSeq and is a predicted model, not a curated record.
AUGGAUCGGUGGAAAUUCUGCCGCAAAGCCAAUGACCCAAUCGAUCCAAUGCGCGCCGAACUGGUCGUCUGGGCACCGAGGGUCCCCCGAAAUCUUUUGGCUUCUUCCACUUUGCCCCCGCUCGGCCGCAAAACUGCUCCAAAACUGCCCCAAAACAUUUCAGUCCCCCGCAAAAAGUGCCUGCCCCACCACCCGUCUGAUGCCCGCCCACCUUCUGCUGAAAGUGACAGCGCUGCCGCCCGCGUUGCCUGCCCCGUGGCCAUCCACUCAAAAUUUCGAGGACCUUUGAACUUCCGCCACGGCCUCUCCACUACGACUCGCUUCCCCCAGCUCCGGCAUUGUGUGCGCCAACCGCUCUUCCACCGGCUCAUCCAACGUCGCCUUCCUUUCGUCGUCCACCCCCACGUCGCGACAGCUCCGAGGAGCAUUUGGCCCGCAAAGAUGAGCCGCUUCUCUACCGGCCGCCUUCUGGCGCAAAGCCUCUUCCAGACAAUCAGCAAGCCCGCCGUCCCAAGCGCCACGCCACUAUGGACGCGGGCGUUCUCACAGACCCCCAUGAGGAAGGACGCCGACUCCGAAAGCUCAGCCAAGUUGAUGGAGUCUCUAACUCGGGGCAUUGUCGGCAUGGCCGCUGAUCCCACCGAAUUGACCGGCGACAAGCUUGCGACCAACAUUGGGUUGAGGGACACCGAGGACGAGCCAUACCACUUCCACAUCUACUCGCACAAGCACAACACUCACAUUACCGUCACCAAGCCGAACCGCGACGCUCUCAUAUCCCUUUCGUGCGGCAACCUCGGUUUCAAGAAGUCUAACCGCAAACACUACGACUCGGCAUAUCAGUUGGGCGCCUACGUGGUGGACAAGAUGCAUCAGAUGAACCUGCACAACAAGAUCAAGAAGAUGGAGGUGGUCCUACGAGGAUUCGGCCCUGGCAGAGAGGCGGUCAUCAAGGUCCUGCUCGGAAACGAAGGAAGGAUGUUGCGCAGCUCCAUCGUGCGUGUCAGCGAUGCUACGCGCCUCAAGUUCGGUGGUACAAGGAGCAAGAAGCCCAGACGUUUGGGUUAA